This is a messenger RNA of Loxodonta africana (African savanna elephant), 9864 nucleotides long. RefSeq names its product TBC1 domain family member 10A (gene TBC1D10A). The transcript has 9 exons. Bases 8249 to 9490 code for a protein of 413 amino acids. The record is from RefSeq and is a predicted model, not a curated record. Lineage: Eukaryota; Metazoa; Chordata; Mammalia; Proboscidea; Elephantidae.
CCACCUCCACCCUCAGGCAGACUGACCCGCCCCUCACCCGCAGGCCUACUUCCGACCUAGGGACUGGCUGACCGAUCCUCUCCCUUGGCCCUCCCACAUACCCCUGCCUCGGACAGAUUGACUCAUCCCUCACGACGAGACGACAGUACCCCCCUCCCAGCCAGGGGACAGACCGACAGUCACCUGUCCAAAUCCCACCGCUAUCACCCCGAUCUUAGGGCUGAUUGACUUUGCCGCCCUCGCAGACUCACAGAUGACUGGCGACUCCAACCCCAACAGACAUUCUCCACUUACCCCUUCUGGUGGACACACAGACCCACCUAUGCCCUUGUGUCACCACCCCACCACUCCACACCAGGGAACCUUUUGCUGACUUCAGAAGGACCUCCACCCCAUCCCAGGACAGACACCCUUCCCUCAAGACACACAGACUUCUGGGUGGACUGGCACUGGUCUGCUCCCUCACAGACAGUCCCUUCCCCUCACGGAAGGGUCAAAGAGUGCCCCCCACCCCCAGAGGCAGAUUUCGCCCCUGUCACUGGCAACAGGCAGGCAGACUCUUCCCCCUUUCCUCCCCACUUAUUCACAGCAGGACAGACUGUCAGCUCCAACAGCCACAUAGACAGGCUCUGGGUGUGCCGCCGGGUUGUACACCUUCCCUCAAAAAACACAUCUGAGGGAGGAGACAGAGAGACAGCAGAGUCUCUGCUCAUAUAGCCACCCAUAUCCCCCUCCCUCAGAGCACAAAGGCACCCAGCUGGCAGGUGAGAAAUAUGAGGCUCUGUCCCAGCUGGGCACACUUAGCAGCCACACUCUGCUGCCCAGAACUCCCUGAGCCCCGUCUUCACAGAUACCAUGUGCAUGGGCUGGCGGUCUCCCUAGGAAAGAUGGACUCCAGAUCCUACAUCCAUUACAGCUGUCUUGUCACAUGAGACUGGUGCCCUGCACAGAACUGACAAGCCUCCCUCCUGAUGUGUCUCCUUCAGCAGAGACAGCCCCUCACAAUUACCUGUGGGGUUCUACCGGCCCAGUCAUGACCCUACUCCAGAGGCUAUUAUUCUUCCUCCUCUACCCUGACCAGUUGUGACUGUCCAAAGAUCCCUCAGCCUCUCUCAUGACUUAUGGAAACGCUAUGAUAUUUGUAAGAAUUCCACGCCCCACGAGCAGCUCUAUAAAGGCCACUUCCGGGAUUUUCCCCAGCCCUGAAGCCUCUUAUUCAUCAGGCCUCUUCUCCCUUAGAGAAAUGUAGGCCCCACUUCUUAAGGAGGGUUCCCUCCUACCCACUGGCUCUGUCUCUUUCAGCCCCUCCUGUCUUAUUCACAGCAGACUAAACCUAGUCCAAGCCAGGACUCAGCACACCUCAUUCUGAUCCCGCACCCUGAUUUGAUGAUUCUUUGUCACAGUUCCCCAGGGAUUAGUUUGUGAGAACCCAAAGAGGACAUAGGGUGUGUUUCUGAGUUGGUGAACAGUCGCCAGGGAUCAGGGCCCUGGGAGAGGUAGAGUCUCGUGAACUGGGAAAGGAGUUCCCAGUUGCAUUUGUGGGUUCUUGGAAGGAAGAGCUCAGAAUUGUUGGUAAAUUCUAGACUAUGGGAAUUCCUAAUACAUGCUUCUUGGGGCAGUGAACCAGAUUUUGGUGUGCAAAGCAGUGGGAAAAAGACUUAGGAAUCACACUUACUGGCUGUGUGACUGUGGGCAAGAUCAUGAAUCUCUGAGCCUGUUUACUCACUGUAAAGGGCAAGAGUAACACCUACUUCUAAGAUUGUUGUGGGGAUUAAAUAAAAUCAAGUAUGAGAAGAUGCCUAGCACAGUGCCUGGGACAAGUAGUUGCCCAGAAAGUGUUUGUUUCCUUUCUUUUCCUUCUAAGGUUCUGAGAAUUGAGGAGAAAAAUGAAGGAGUACCUCUGGUAUUUGUGGACAGAGAGAAGGCCCAGUGGGAGCACCUCCCUAUUGCUGUUGUCCCCAACAAGGCAGCCAGACAUCUGUCUUCCCCACCCUCUAACCACAAACCCGGGAUGUGGCUCUGCAGAUGUACUCUACAUCACUGAUGUUUGUAGUGCUGGGGCUAUGGUGGGGUCCCAGGUCCACACCUCUCUCCCUGCCUCAUUUUCUUGACCCUGUUCGUCAACCUGAAAUCUCUGGCGUCUGAAACUUGGUUGUUCCACGCUUAGCUUAUGUUGUGGUUCCAAAAAGGCCAAGAGUUAAAUCCCUGCCCAAAGCCGUAAGAGGGGAAGUUAUGAAAGUUUCAGUGUGACUGCCUUAAACCCAGUCUCGUGGUUGAGGGCUAAGAGCCCAUGUGCUGUCCCAGAGAAGUGAAACAUCAGCAUUUAUGGCUGCAGUGAAGAUGGUAGGGACUCUGGCUUCAGAUUAAAGGUCCAUUUCAGCCACCCUGGGCCAAAGGUUGUCUCAAGACGGUCAGUUUUGGCAGUUACUGGGGUUUGAGGGGUAGGGAAAAAGCAGGUCAGAGGCUACCCUUGCUCAGGUGGCUGUCAGGUGCCUGGUGUGAGUAAAUCAUAAAAUCAGAGAUUGAGCUGGAAGGAAUUGUAAGAGAUUGGCCAGCCUAGCCCUUACUUAUUGUAUGGAUAAGGAAACUGAGGCUAAUAGGGAUGGCCUAGACAGGGAAAGAAUGUGUUGUCACUACCAAUUCAUUAGACUGAUCAACUGCUGAUCUGGGACCAGUCAUAUUCACCUCUUUCUCCUCAGUAUCUAAUGUAAAACCUGCAGUGAAGUAAAUGCUCAAUUAAUAUUUAUGCACUGAAUGACAUUUACUGAUAGACAUUUCAAGUCAGAAAUGUCCAUCGUCAUGCAGAUAAGUACAUUGAGGCUUAAGAGAAGUGAUUAGCCUCAACUCUUCAGACUCUUAGGAGCAAAGCUAGGAGUUGAACCCAGAACUCUUCAUUCCCAGACCUUGGCUCUUUCCACUUUUUUUUUGCUUUGUCUCUUGUGCCUACUCUGCAGAGAACCUUUGGUGGGCCUGAGAUGGCCCCUUGAGCAGUAGCCACUAAGUAGGGAGAGGCAAGAAGGUAGCUAGCCAGUUAAGGGCCCUGUGGGUGGCGUGGGCACAGAAAAGGGUGCUGGCAGCAUCAGUUCUUUUGGUUUGUCUGGGUUGGUUGGGGGACUGAACUGGGCUAUGAAGCCCAGGCAGGACCAGAGAGGGAGAAAGAGGUUCUCAGCAGGGAAGGAUGGGAGGAGUUCCUAUUCCUAUCCCUUUGGGUUAGGAGGAGCAGACUUAUUUGGGGUUCUUUCUACAGCAUAGGUGGGAGUCAGGAAGGGAGGUGACAAUUGGAUACCAGGCCUCCUAGCCCGGGAAGUGGCCUGAGAGAGGAGCCUCACUGACUUCUCUCUCCUUUUCUCAUGUUGAUUGUCAGGGCUUCCCAUCCAGCCUUAGUCUGCUCAGAGUUGCAGGCCACAUGAGGUAAGGAGCUAUGUUCUCUGGAAUCCCUUGGGCAUCUACUUCCUGUUAGGGAAGUGAGGGGUCUGAGCUGGGCCCAGGGAGAAACAUCUGGAACAGCAGUGUUGCCUUCUGCUGGUUCAUUUCCUCUGGGCCCCCUGUUGCUUCUAGCCAACUAUGGCGGCCCUAAGACUUUGGAAAUUGUAGAACUGGCUUAAUUGGUAUCUCUGUAGUUUGGUUUGUACCAGUUUUUGUUGGGGUGGGGCCAGGGCCCUCCUGGUAGGCUGGAGCCUACCUCCCUGCCUCCCCACCACUUUCUCCAGUCUGUAAGCUCAGAGCAUCCUUUUUUCUUGAGCUAUUACAGAUCCCAGGAGAGCAUGGAACUGGCAGUGCAGUGGCCCCUGGGUGGUCCAUCUGGAAGGAGGCAACUGUGCAUGUGGGGUCCUGCCUUGUCUGUGACUCUAGACUACAGUACCUCCCAUUUUCUCUCCUCCUUCCCUCCCCUAGCCUCAAGGGAAAAUCCAGUUUGGUGGCCAUGUGGGAGUUCAAGGGCCUCAAACAAGACUUGACUUGGUGAGGGAGAGGGCUGGUAUACCAGCUGCUGCCCUGGGAAGGUGCCUGUGUGUCUGCCUGCUAGGAAACCCUAAGCUGUGGGAAAGAGAUAAGGCAAGUGGGCCUGCUUGAUGUUUUGUCCUCUCAGCAUCUAAAUCUGAAACAGGACCUCCAGAGGGGCAAUCAGGCCUGGCCCUGGUCCAGCUGCCCAAUCUGUUUACCAAGGUAGGGUAGGGAAGGUGCUUAGUGUUUCCUCCUCACAUGAGCUUUGGAGUCUCUCUGUGUGACCUUGGACACCUUACUUCACUUCUCUGAGCCUCAGUUUCUCACCUGUGUAAUGGUUGUUAUAAUACUGACUUUUCAAGGUUAUUGUGAUGUUUAAAUGAGCUGAUGUUUGAAAAGAGCCUGGCACACAACAGGUGUUCAAUGAAUAUUCUGUCUUUUAAAGUCUGGAGUAGCUAGUCUUUUCUUUCUCUACUUCCCAUUUUUAACAGCGAUGAUGACUGUCUGUGAAGCGCAGUCCCUGUGGGCAGGAGAUUGAAUGUCCCUGUGAACCCUAUCUUUCCCCUGUGAGGGGUGGUUAAUCUCAUUCCGUAGAUAAACACACUGAAGUCCAGAGCAGAAAGUACCCUAGAUUUGCUGGAUGGUAAAUGGUGGAACUGGGACUAGAACCUGUUUCCUGACACUGAAUCCAGUGACUAAGCCUUGCUAGGGUGGUAGUAGGCAGGGCGCCAAGUGCUCACCAGUCACUGAGGCCCCCACCCCAGCGUAGGAGUUAGCAGGAACCUGACUGCCUCCCCAUCCCAAUGUGGAGGGCAAGACAGGCCCCAGUCCAGUGCAAGUCCAUGGCCAUCCAAGUCAGAGGAAGGCCCGUUGAGGAAGAUCCUUGGGGAGGCCCUGGCAGUAUGGCCAGAUUGGGCCUGGUCUUAGUCCUUCCACAGACCAGAGUCUAUAUUGCGUUGGUCUUGGCGCCAAAAUGCUGUAUGAUGGCUAUUUGACUUUGCUGUUUAAUCUGUGCCUUUUGGAAGAAGUGUUUCUUUAUAGGUAAGGCAGGGAUUUUGCUUCUUGUACAGGUGAGGAAACUAAGGAUUGUAGAUGCCUCACAGUUAACAAUGGAGCCAGAUCAGGGAGGGAUCCCAGGUCUUCUGCCCAGUGCCCCUCCACCUACGUGGCAUUGUCUACUCUCUUUCUCAUCAUCAAGCCAGUUGAACCUCCAGGUCCAGGAUGUAUUGCCCACCAGAGCAGACCCUGUCAUCAUCUACCCAUUGCCAAACCCUAGGUGACCGCUUUCUUUCAGGCAGUACAACUUGAGGGGAGGAGGUCUCCCUCAGCUGGUUUGUCUGCCCCUGGUAAAUAUGCUGCUAUUCUGGGGCCUGGCAGGAAGGAAACUGUGUUGACUCCCUCACUAGCAAAUCAACCUGCUGAUGCUUAAGCAAGCUCUUAAGAAGCCACCUAUCCAGGAUUUGGGCAGCUCUCAACUUUGACUUUUGUUAUCUUUCUCUUUCCCUUCCCUAUCCCUUCUGCCCUAACCCCCGACCCUACUCCAUUUCAUGCCCCAUUCAGCUGCACAGAGGGCUGUACAGCUUAGUUCUGCACUUCUCUUCAGGUGUAGAAGCAGGCAGCUGACUCAGCAGCCUGAGAGAAAAAGCCAAGCCAAUUUUUUCAUCUAGCAGUGAGGUUAUUUACCAAACAUUUAUUGAGCACUUACUCUGCCAGACCCUAUGAUUGGUACAAUGGAUACAGAACAAAAGAAGACGUCUAUGUCUUGUUGACCUCAAAGGUUCAUAGACUGUUUGGAAAAUAGAUCCACAAAUAAGUCAUUGCAAUAUUGAGUGAUAAAGGCAAUCAUUGAGGUGUGUGGAUGCUCAAAUUCUAGAGGAAGCAGUAGCCAGUGUUGCCUAUAGGAGCCCAGAAAGAGGAGGUGACAUUUGAUUCAAGCCUUAUAAGGGGCACAAAAGGCAUUCUGUGUGAGGGAAGAGAAUGUGCAAAAUUCCCCCAAAAGCCAGGUGUUUGAGAAAUGUGGUGUGCCAAGAGCAGAGGUGGCUAGAAGAGUGGAGGCAGGGGGAGGCUAGGGAAGCAGGAUGGGGAGACUCUACCUGGCCUUGAAUGUGAGCCUGAGGCCUCCUGUGUUUCAUAAAGAUUAGUCUGAUGCCGGUGUGGGAGAUGGUAUGGAGAGGAGUCAGAGUGCAGGCAAGAAUACCUGUUAGGAGAGUCCAAGACAGCCCAAAAGGGUUAUGGUGAGGCCUGGAAAAGGUCUGAAACUGUGGGGAUGAAGAGGCUGGUAAAUCAGUGCCUGAUUGGCUAUGUGGACUGAGGGGGAGGUGGGAAGGCUCUGGAAGCCUUAGGACAACCUGAAGUGGCCCUGGCCUCUCAUAGGACUCAUCCUGGUGUCUUCUGCCCACAGGGAGGGAAAACCAGCUGUGGCCUCCCUCCGAAGUGGACAGUGGACUUCUGCUGACUCUACUUUUUUGAUAGUCUUGGGCUCUCGAAGGUGUCUCGCAUGGCUAACACACAGAACACACCAAGCAGCUCUUUGUCUCCCUCCAGUAGGAGAGCAGGUUAGCUGACCUUGUUGUGAACGAUACCAACCUUUGUCGUCUCUGCCCAGUAAAUAUAUUGGAUGGCAGAGAAUGCUGCAAGGAGAGCUAGGUUCCUCUCUAAAGAGAGAAAAGUGAGGCCUGAGGACAUAGAAAACCUACCUUAAGGUGGUGGCAGCUGGGGAUAGUGGGUUUGGGCCAUUGGGCAGAGCACAGACUGAUCAAGGGGAGGCAGAUGGCAGCUGUUGGCUGGCUUAACCUAACAUAGCCUUUUUUCUGUCCUGGUCCAUGGCCUAUGAGAAGGCAAAUUUCUCAGCACCUAAGGGCACUACCAGCAGUUUCUCAUAGAGGAGAGAUUCUGGCUAGAAAUACGGAUUUAGGCUAGUGUAUGGGAAAGGAAUAUGAACUAGGUACAGGCGUCAGGGUACAUGGUGUCAGCUCCACCACUGGCCCUUGUGGUGUAUGACUUAGGCACAUUCCCUUGCUGACCAUGGGGCUAAUGCUCCUUGUUUUUUCAUCCAACACUUUCUGUGUGUAUGCCCUGUGCUAGGCUUAGGGGUAUAGACAUUGUCCUCACAGGAUUUACAACCUAGGAGGGAAGUAGACAUUCAACAAGUAGUUACAGGUGUGGUGUUACAGAUUGAAUUGUGUCCCCCAAAACUGUGUGUCAACUUGGCUAGUCCAUGACUCCCAGUAUUGUGUGAUUGUCCACCUUUUUGACAUCUGAUGUGAUUUUCCUAUAUAUUAUAAAUGCUACUUCUGUCAUGACUCAGUCUGUAAGGUUAGGUUGUGUCUUAAGUCAAUCUCUUUUGCAAUAUAAAAGAGAGAAGCAAGCAGAGAGACAGGGGGGCCCUCAUACUGCCAAGAAUCAAGAGCCAGGAGAAUAGUGCAUCUUUUGGACCUAGGGUCCCUGUGCUGAGAAGCUCCUUGACCUGGGAAGAUUGAUGACAAGGACUUUUCCCCAGAGCCAACAGAGAGAGAGGAAGCCUUCUCCUGGAGCUGGUACUCUGAAUUCAGACUUCUAGCCACUAGACUGUGAGAGAAUAAACUGUUUGUGAGAGCCAUCCACUUGUGGUAUUUCUGUUAUAGCAACACUAGAUAACUAAGACAGAAUUUGGUACCAGGAGUGGGGUACUGCUGUAACAGAUACCGAAGAUGUGGAAGUGGUUUUGAAACUGAAUGGAUAGAGGCUGGAAGAGUUUUAAAGUGCCUAAUGUAGUAAAAGCCUAGAUUGCCUUGAAGAGACUAUUGGUGGAAUUAUGGACAUCAAAGAAUUCUGGUGAGGACUCAGAAGGAAAUGAGGAGAGCUGUUACACUGGAGAUGGCGCAAAUGACUAGAAGCAGCAGCAGAAAAAUGGCAACAGCAGAACCAGGAGACCAGUGUGAGACAGUGCUGGAGCUGUCCCAUGGAGCAAGAGAGCUGAGUGCUUUUGGCAGGAGGCUUCCUGGCGGAGUGGGCCACCCUUGAGCACUUAUUGGUAGAGCUAGGUUUGCUGACCCAUGGAGCGAGAGAGCUUGAGUACCUUCUGCUGAAGUUUACUAAUGGAGUGGGGGUGCCUCCAGGCACUUAUCAGCAGAGCAACAGAGCUUUGGAACACUUGCCCCAGCGGGGCAGACGCAGCUGGUGAGGCUCGAGGGGCCAAGAGGCCAAGGAACCAGGAAGCAGCAGCUGAAGAGACAAGGAGCACAAGAAGCAGAGCUGCUUCAGUCUCAAAAGGCUGGAGGAAGUCCCCCUGGAGGUACUGAGGCAGAGGGAGUCCAAGUGGCUGGAUAUGCUCAACAACUGGGACAAAUGGAUGGCCAAGAAGCACAAAAAGAUUCGUCUUCGCUGCCAGAAGGGCAUCCCGCCUUCCCUGAGGGGCCGAGCAUGGCAGUACCUGUCAGGAGGCAAGGUGAAGCUCCAGCAGAACCCUGGAAAGUUUGACGAGCUGGACAUGUCCCCUGGGGACCCCAAGUGGCUGGACGUGAUUGAGCGUGACCUGCACCGGCAGUUUCCUUUCCACGAGAUGUUUGUGUCCCGGGGGGGCCAUGGCCAGCAGGACCUAUUCCGGGUGCUGAAGGCCUACACGCUAUACCGACCCGAGGAGGGCUACUGCCAGGCCCAAGCGCCCAUUGCCGCUGUUCUGCUCAUGCACAUGCCUGCUGAGCAAGCCUUCUGGUGCCUGGUGCAGAUCUGUGAGAAGUACCUGCCUGGCUACUACAGUGAGAAGCUGGAGGCCAUCCAGUUGGAUGGGGAGAUCCUCUUCUCACUGCUGCAGAAGGUGUCCCCCGUGGCCCACAAGCACCUCAGGCAGCAGAAGAUCGACCCGCUCCUCUACAUGACAGAGUGGUUCAUGUGUGCCUUUGCCCGCACCCUGCCCUGGAGUUCCGUGCUGCGCGUCUGGGACAUGUUCUUCUGCGAAGGCGUCAAGAUCAUCUUCCGGGUGGGGCUGGUGCUGUUGAAGCAUGCGCUGGGCUCACCCGAGAAGCUUAAAGCCUGCCAGGGCCAGUAUGAGACCAUUGAGCGGCUGCGGAGCCUCAGUGCCAAGAUCAUGCAGGAGGCUUUCCUGGUCCAGGAGGUAGUGGAGUUGCCUGUGACAGAGCGCCAGAUUGAGCGUGAGCACCUCAUCCAGCUGCGGCGCUGGCAGGAGACUCGGGGUGAGCUGCAGUGCUGCGCCCUGCCCCGGCUGCAUGGUGCCAAGGCCAUCCUGGAGGCGGAGCCAGGCCCCCGGCUGGCUCUGGAACCUUCGCCGUCCAUUCGCCUGCCCCCAGAUGCCCACCUCCCUGGCUCCAAAGCCAAGCCCAAGCUGCCCAAGCAGGUCCAGAAGGAAAAGAAGGAGCAGCAGAAGAGGGCAAAAGCAAGCGGCCAGGUGGGCCAGUCCCCAGCCACAGGCCAAGUUGAGGUGGCAGCUGCUGCAGGAGAUGCAUGCCCCCCACAGGACACGCCCCUGAAGGACCCAGCCCCCCAGGACUCAGCCCACCACUGCUCCCAGGAGAGUCUGACGUCCCAGGAGAGCGAGGAUACCUACUUGUAACCCUGGUAGCCCAGGCCUCCGGGGCGGGGUCUCCACACACCUAUACGGUUAACAGACUGACACUCCAGGGCCUGCCCACCCUCUGAGGGCCUGACCGCCUGGCUGGUGGGUGGGGAUGGGGUCUGACUGGUUCAUUACAGACUCUGCCUGAAGCUCCUUAUUUAUUUUCUCCAGAGUGGAGCUCAGGCGGCCCAGCCAGGGCAGGCAGAAGUGAGGGCCAAGUGGGUGGGUUCUUACUUCUCCUCCUCCUCCUGGGGCGAUGCUCCCUGGGGCUGGGCCACUGAUAUGAGGAGAGGGCGGGGUGAAGGGUUGGGUGUUCUUUGUGUAAAAUAGGAACAUGGUUUUGUACAGAAAUAAACAGACUUGUGUAGAGA